Messenger RNA from Perca fluviatilis (European perch), 1674 nucleotides. Its product is annotated as tryptase-like. The transcript is spliced from 6 exons. The record is from RefSeq and is a predicted model, not a curated record. Gene Ontology annotation, molecular function: serine-type endopeptidase activity. Gene Ontology annotation, biological process: proteolysis. Bases 142 to 1077 code for a protein of 311 amino acids. Lineage: Eukaryota; Metazoa; Chordata; Actinopteri; Perciformes; Percidae.
CUUCAGCAGCAUUAAGCUGUGACGGUCUGCAGGCUAUUAUUGUAAAGACGGGCGUGUGUGAUAUGUGAGGUGUCGAAACCGGGCCUGACAGCAGCGCACCUGACAAGAGUCUCUGAGAGUCACCCCCCCCCUCCAGCCUGCAUGAUAAACUCCUGCAAUGAUUACAGACCACAGUCAGAACAGUCACAUCACAUCAUGGAGGGGAAGCUGCUGCUCGUGCUCCUGGUUCUAACUGCAGGAAGCAACGCACAGAACACGUCAAAUGUUUGUGGCAUUGCACCGCUCAACACCAGGAUCGUAGGAGGCGUAAAUGCUCCACCAGGGUCAUGGCCCUGGCAGGUCAGUCUACACAACCGCAAUGGACAUUUCUGCGGAGGCUCCCUGAUCAACAGCCAGUGGGUCCUGUGUGCUGCUCACUGCUUCUCCAGCACCAGCACAUCAGAUUUAACUGUUUAUCUCGGACGUCAAACCCAACAAUCCGUAAAUCUUAAUGAGGUGUCCCGUUCACUGUCUCAGAUCAUCAUAAAUCCAAACUAUAACCCUGACACACACGACAAUGACGUCUCCUUGCUGCUUCUGUCCUCUCCUGUUAACUUCACCAACUUCAUCAGUCCAGUGUGUCUGGCGCCGGAUGGCAGCACCUACCCGGACAGGACAGUCUGCUGGGUCACCGGAUGGGGAACCAUCUCAAGUAGCGGCACUCCUCUUCCAUUCCCUCAGAAUCUGCAGGAGGUCAGCGUUCCCCUUGUGUCCAACACGCAGUGUAACGCUGCUUAUGGAAUAAUCACAAGCAACAUGAUCUGUGCUGGUCUGACGGCGGGAGGGAAGGACUCCUGCCAGGGGGACUCUGGCGGCCCGUUGGUGACUAAAGUCGGCUCUACGUGGGUCCAGAUCGGGAUAGUGAGUUUUGGAGAUGGCUGUGCUCAGCCUGGCUUCCCAGGAGUCUACGCCCGAGUGUCCCAGUACACCUCCUGGAUCAAUGGGAUAACAUCUGGAACCGCUCAUCUGGUUUCCCUCUCAGCUCCUCUGCUGCUGUCCUUCUUCCCUAUUCUCUUCUCUCUCUUUGUGCUUUCAUAGCAACGUCUAACUGUCCGGAUCAAUGGAUCUGGAUCAAUCAUUGAUGUAAAAACUUGCUGUCUGAUGUUUAUUUUCUCUCUUAAUUGAUAAAUUGUUUUGUCUUUAAAUAACGAAGUAGAGAAAAAGUCUAAUCUUUCGCAUCCUUUUCUUUCUUCUGCUACAUCUUGUUUCGGUUUUAAAUGUGUAUAUAAUGUUAUAACUUCUGUAUUACGGGAAGAUGUCUUGUUAUGUUUUCCGUUGGGGCUGCAACUGACGAUUAUUUUCAUCAACAAUCAACCUGCACAUUAUUUUCUUGAUUAAUCAAUACAUCAUUUGUUUCUAUAAAAUGUUCUUAAAAUAUUUUACAAAUAUAUAAUUUCCCAUCGCCCAAAGACAUGUAUUCAAAUAGUUUAUUGAAAACUCAAAGAUAAUUACUUUAUGGUCACAUCAAUCUAAGAAAAGCAUAAAAUCUUCCCAUUAGAGAAGCUGAGUAAGAGAAUAUUUGGAUGUUUUGGAUGUUUUGCUGCUAAAAUGUGAAAUUGUUUAAUCUGCUGUGGAAACUUGAUGUAGUUUUUUAAUGAAGUUAAAUUAAAGACGUUAUUGUGAAGGUGAAACAUU